ACAUGGAGGGAUAGCAUUAUUAGCAGAUGAUGAUUGAUGUUGGCUAGGAUACAAGAGACACUUGCACAUAGGAGAUUGGCCAGGAAUGGUUGGGUCAAGUGUGAACAUGGAAACAGCUGCAAGCACGCCCUCUCUGUUGCUGCUGGAGGAACUGAUGGACAGUCCUGAAAGUGGGCCCCAGCUCAAACGUUACCCGUCCAGUCGGACCAGCUUACCUAAUCUGUCACCAGUGUCACCUGGUGGUAAUGGCAGGUCCAAGGGGCCACAGAGCCUCCUCCAAGAUUUUCUUCGAGCUUCAUCCCGGAGAGGCAGCAGGAGGAGAACAGCAGAGGUCUCUGAGACGCCAGAUCCUCCACCCGUGACGAGGAGGAUCUGGUGUGACAGUGAGGAGUGUCUGUUGGGUAGUCCGUUCAUCAAGAUCCAACAGUUUCCUCAGAACGGACAGUGUCAGAACUGUGGCCAGGUCAUGAAGGAUGUUGCCACCAAUACAGAAGCGGACCAGGAUGCAAAACCUGGAGAUGUUGGUGUCAGUCCUCAAGGUCAGGUUACCGGGGAUGCUGGCCAAUUGGAGCCAAGCAUUGAAGAAGCUGCGCCAAGGGUUGUUCGGAGACCAAGGAAGAACUCGAAUCUGAACAAAGUUUCAUUUGAUGAGAAGUCAUCAAGGAGGAGAAGUCUUCCGAUGGCUUUUGACUGGUGGUCGGAUAAAGUGCUGAAAAGACAAAGUUCAAAUAUCAAAGACAAUGUUCUGAAAUCGUGGUGUCAAGAUGAAAACGAUCCAGCACCUUACGGACCACGUUCAGUUAGUGAUCAGGCAAUACAUCAAACUGUUGUAGGUGCUUCCAGAACUAGUGUUGAUGCAAUAAAACCAGAGUCUCCAAAAUACAAAGCAAGCAGUCAAUUGACUUUGAGUGAAAGUGGAGGAUGGUUCAAAGCCAAGAAAGAACUCAAACAUGUUUCUAAAUCAACUCCAAACCUCUCGUACCCUUCAACUCAAGUAGAUAAGUUAGAGUCUGCUAGACUAGCAGCUUGGUGGGAGGCCUCUCCGUAUCCUGUCCGUUCUCAACGUUUCACAUUCCGGUCCCAUUCCAGUGGUGGUCAGAAAGUAGUCCUGAGGAAAGGUCAAGCUUCCUUUGAAGUUUCAGCCAGGGGUAAGAGAAGACAGUCAACCAACCUCGCUGAUCUUGAAGACUUGAUGGGUGCAGUCUCAGGAUCAGAAGAAGAAACUGAAACAGACGGUGAAGGCCACACCUCCAGAGCAAUCCUGUUGCCAUAUGAGGCAUUGCAGGAGGAGAUGGAUGCACGCGCAGGGAACUUCAAUCACUCCAAUUCCAAAGAUCAAAUUCCAGCCAUCAGAAUAGAUUCAACCAAAGAACACAGGACACCUCAGAGACCUCACAGUUUAUUCCAUGACCGUUUAACGCCAAAGACACCAGAAACAUUGUCCAGAUCAACACCGUACAUCAACGGGUCUGGACCCGUCUCAAGUGAGUGGUCAUUCUCAUCACCUAGUCUAGAAAGUGUGAUCCAAUCCCAGUUUCUCAGGAACACUUCCCUCUCCUCGCUGCAACAUGAGCAAAAGCACCACCACAAGAGCUUUUUACCAGGGGAAGGACUGGGGACACCAAAGAGACUACAGGGUGGUAGAAGGAGUGGCACCAAAGGAAAGGAACUGUUGCGCCACUCCUGGGCUGGUCGACCUAACCCGCUCAGUACCUCUUUGUUGAAGUUGGUCAAGAGUGAAAGGUCAUCGUGGAUUGGUGCGGCCAACGAGCUUCCGGUCAUACCAGAAGAUAGAGGCAAAGAGAGGGUCAAGGAGCAGCAGAGAUCUUUCAUCAGACUCCAGGGAUCUACCACUUCUUCCCUUGGCUCAUCAGUGCAAUACCAUGGGGUAAGUUCCACUUCAUCAUAUUCUCUGUUCAGAGCCAGAAGGACGUUGAACUAUGCGCUGAAAUAUAUGGGGUUAAUGCCCUUUUGGCUCCGAACCCCAGCCCCCCACUCAGUGUUAUUUAGGGUACGCGUAUACAUGUUUUUCAUUUGA
Molecule: messenger RNA, 2038 nt
Organism: Strongylocentrotus purpuratus (purple sea urchin)
Lineage: Eukaryota; Metazoa; Echinodermata; Echinoidea; Camarodonta; Strongylocentrotidae
Exons: 4
Coding region: 86-2038 (650 amino acids)
Source: RefSeq, a predicted model, not a curated record